CACUCAAGCACACACGCUCCACGCGGCUGGACGGCUGUCAGUGCACUGAAGAUGGUGGCGGCUGCGGCCACUGCGUUGCCCACCGCGCCUGGACAGAACACAACAUUUCAUGCAGGUGUCGACGCUGUUGCAGCGCACAGAUAAUGGUCAGAUAACGGAGAUAAGACAAUCUCAUCUCUCUGGACGAUUCAGGGAAUGGACAGGCUGGACGAUGCAGCAGCCCUAGAUCAUUAGCCUACAUUUGUCCUGGAUUUAAGGGGAAUUAUUUAGAGGUAUGAACUAAUUCUCUUGUGUAUUCCGUGCAAUUCAAUUAAUGUGGCUGGAUGAAGGCAGCACUCAGCUUUGACCUGUGGGACUCUUGGUGUGGGGGGGGCGUGGAGCUGAGGUGGAGACCUUUUUAAUUAGCCCGACUCUCUCCGGUCUUUCGUCGUCUGCUAUUUAGUAGUAGGGGGGUCGAGCUGCCGUGGGCAAAGUUUACUUCAGAGAAAAAGGAGAGACUGGACAAUACUUCAUGGAGUCUGCUCAAGGCUGCAUUUUCUUUUCCCCCCCUCAGCUUUCCGGGUGACAGAAUAUACAGCCAGGAACCGGCGUGGUCAGAAUAUCUGGACCAUUUCCUUGGGGUGCACUGUGACGAUGAAUUGUUUGACUGUGGAUACUAAAGCAAUACCGAUGAACACUAAUCCAAGACGGGUUGGUGCAUAGCCCUUUACGAGUCAUCUCAAUUGCAAUAAAACUGUUUUCCUGGUAUUUUCUGCGCACAACCUCUCAAGAAGUGGUCUCCUGCAGACCUCCUUGCACACGAUCCCCUGUGGGUUUGGAGACGCAGCGGUGGCGGAGACUCCCGUGCAGAAAGUCAGGAUAGGACGAGGCUCCGUCCACGCAAAUAGUCGCGAUUAGGCCCUGCAGCAAGGGGUAUGUGGGUAUAAAUAAAAGCGCUGAUGGCAGUUUUUGCACUCUCGUUACCAUUAACUGGAGUUGAACUGCGUCUUCAAAUUAAAAGCAGUCUUUUUCGACCAAUACGCCAAACUGCAGAUGUCGAGUCAAAGCAAACACUGCGGAGGAUGUGUUUUGGAUGAAGUUCUGCUCAGACCUGUAAACAAAACGUGAUGAACUCAAGGAGGUAUUACUGAAUAUCCCCUGUGGAACUGAGUGUAACGGGAAACUGAGUGGAAAACCGGAAUUGGACAUGCAUCAGUAAUGAAUUGACUGCAGCAGACUCUUCGCGAGAAACACAUUUGAACUGGAUUUGAUAUUUCACACUUACUCACAACUUCUCAAGAACCCCAUUUAAACAUAUUUCUUCACGUCUCUUUUUCAACUUUUCCCCUUAUGCACAUCAUUUUGUAAUUCUCUUGAGUUUUCCAAAAUCAUUUUCCAAUGAGUGCAACACUGUGUAGACAGCUGAGUGGAUUUGGACAGAAACAGAGCAAGCAGCAAGUGAACUCAGUCUCAAGUGCAUCCAAACAGACGGGAAGUUAGAGGAAUGCAGGGGAUUGACGUCAAGAGGGGCAAUAAUCAUCUAGUCAAACAUUUUUGGAAGGUAGUUCUGGUGUUUCUACAGCCAAUGUUAACUGAGUGGAAUUUUCUCUAAAAUGUUUUUUAUUUGUGCUCACCUUUUUGACCUUUAAGAGUAAACAAUCAUUGCCCUAGUUGUUAUACUGCAGCCCCAUACUGUGCUUUACUUAUUUUGUCAACGUUAUCUUUAAAAAUAACUGUCCCUUCUGCAUUAGUAUCUGAUUUUUGGAUUGAACAAAAAGCAACAUGGCAUCCCCCCAACAUCAACAACUGCUGCCUCGCAACACAGAAGUGAGCUGUGACUCAAGUGGAGAUGGAGGCGUCUCAGUGAGGAUUGGCAGUAGUGCCAAACACAAGCACGGAGGCGGGCCGCUGGGUUCAAUCGGGGGAGGCUUCAUGGGGGGAUCCAAGCACUGCAAGUACAGCAUUUCCUCCAGCUGCAGCUCUGGAGAGUCCGGAGCCAAGAGGCUGGUGGUCAAGAGCUUUCGCACACAGAAAAAGAUGCCUCAGCUUUUUGAAAGAUCUGCUGGUCAUUUCUGGGACCCAAAGUUUGAUUCUUCGAUCCUGGAGGAGGCCUGUAGAGAACGGUGUUUCCCUCAGACCCAGCGGCGCUUCCGCUAUGUGCUCUGUUACCUGGUUGCCGCUGCCCUCCUCUGGGGAUUGUACUUUGCCGUCAACCCUUCCCGCUGUGACAGGACUGCCUUUCUACUUCCCACCGCGUCCUUUCUCCUUUUCUGCCUCCUUCUCUUCCUCUUAACUUUUACUAAGCUCUAUUAUCGCUGCUACAACCAAUCAUCUCUGCUGCUCAUCAUUGUAACCUUCAUCCUGACCCUGGCCCCCCAGAUCCAGACGUCAAGUUUUAGGGACCCGGAGAAUCCCACACCUGUACUGGAUGUGGAAGAAUUAAGUGGCAUGGGACCCACAUACAACCUGUCCUAUGACCAGCUUCUAGGAGGUACCAACUGGUCCCCUUGUCUUUCUCCUGUAGGCACCUUCUCCCUCUGUAUAGAGGUUCUUCUGUUGCUAUACAGCGUUCUCCAUGUUCGCCUCUAUGCUUCUGUCAUGCUUGGGUUUCUCUACUCUGUCUUGUUUGAGAGUUUGGGUUGGCUGCAUCUUACCCAGGCAGGGGAUAACUGGAGCUUAGCCUCUCAAUCAGACUGGGAUACGUUAUGUUGGCUUGGUCCAGCCAAAGCUCUGCUCCACCUCUGUGCCCAUGCCAUUGGCAUCCACCUAUUCAUCAUGUCUGAGGUACGGUCAAGAAGCACCUUCCUUAAGGUGGGACAAGCUAUCAUGCAUGGCAAAGAUCUGGAGGUGGAGAAAGCCUUAAAGGAGCGAAUGAUUCACUCUGUCAUGCCCAGAAUCGUGGCCGAUGAACUGAUGAAGCAGGGUGACGAGGAGAUGGGUGAUAAUUCUGUUAAACGAUACUCCACCAGCGGUGCAGCAGCUGCCAUCUCCAGCCCUAAAAACAAUAAACGCAAGAAAACCUCCAUCCCUCGUGGCCAGAUCAUCUUCAGACCCUUUAACAUGAAACGGAUGGAGCCUGUCAGCAUCCUCUUUGCAGACAUUGUAGGCUUCACAAAAAUGUCGGCCAACAAAUCUGCUCACGCCCUCGUUGGGCUUCUAAAUGACUUAUUUGGACGUUUUGAUCGACUUUGUGAGCUCACUGGCUGUGAAAAGAUCAGUACUCUGGGAGACUGUUACUACUGUGUGGCUGGUUGUCCUGAACCCAGACCAGACCAUGCCUAUUGCUGCGUGGAGAUGGGCCUGGGCAUGAUUCAGGCUAUUGAACAGUUCUGCCAGGAGAAGAGGGAGAUGGUCAACAUGAGGGUGGGUGUCCACACUGGCACUGUACUGUGUGGUAUCCUGGGCAUGAAACGCUUCAAGUUUGAUGUUUGGUCAAACGACGUCAACCUGGCCAACCUAAUGGAGCAGCUGGGAGUGGCUGGGAAAGUCCACCUAUCGCAGGCCACUGCCAACUUCCUGGAUGACCGCUACCAGCAUGAAGACGGACAAGUCAUUGAGAGAAUAGGACAGAGUGUGGUGGCUGACCAGCUCAAAGGCCUGAAGACCUACCUGAUCUCUGGCAGGAAGGUGGAGCCUCUCUCUCUCUGCAGCUGCUCUCAGUUGGGGUCGACGGGGCAUGAGCAUUCCGAUCCUCUGUGCCCCACUUCCAGGGUGCACACACCUGAUGUAGCUCCUUCAGCCUGCACCCUGCCUCCAGACACUGCUAAGUCUCCUUGCAUAUCUUGCAGUGUGGUUCUGAUACCAGUGGAGGAUCAGGUUCUGGAAGAAGUUGCGGUGCACAAUGGCUGCCGUGACGACCACAAGACCAACAGCAGCAAGGACAUUUCAAAUCUGAAGUGUUCCCCAGCGGUCUCUGCAGGGCGCAGUCCCAAGGCCCUGAACAGCCUGCUCUGUCCUCAGCUGGAGGCCUUGAACAACAGCCAGACGUCGCUGUGCGAGAUGCUGCAGGAGAAGGAGAAGAAGACGUGGAGUGGUGGAGCUUUGGGCAUGGACCACUCAGCACUCAUCCCUUUACGUUCAAAGAACUUCAGGGAGAGGAGCGAUGCUCACUUUGUGGAUGUUAUUAAAGAGGACAGCCUUAUGAAGGACUAUUUCUACAGACCUCCUAUAAACAAGCUGAGCCUCACCUUCCUGGAGAGGAGCCUGGAGUCUGCUUACCGGAUAAGCUACCAGGAGGAGGUGGAAACCCGAGCAGCGGUUCAGACUUUUGCCAGUCCAACAUUCAGUUCUUUCCUGGACAUGCUGCUGUGCUGUUUAGUGUUUCUGGCUCUCUCACUGGCCUGUUUCCUUCGACCACUUGUCACCCAGCAGAGUUUGUCCACACCAGCACUCAUUCUCACAGCUGUAGUCACCCUGUUGGAGGCUCUGGCUCUGCUGUUUGCGAUACGUAUGGCUUUCUACCUGGACAGUGUGCUGAACUGCACUCGAGUGCUGAUGGGAGCGGUUUCAGGCUGGUUAGCGCGUCACUUUAUAGGAGCCGUCCUGGUGUCUCUGCCCACUGUGGCCGUCUUUUCCCACGUUACCUGUGACAUGCAUCUCUCCAUUCAGUUCACCAUGUUCAUCUGCUGUGCUGUCAUCAUAGCUAUCAUUCAGUACUGUAACUUCUGCCAACUCAGCUACUGGAUGCGCUCAGUUCUAGCGACUUUGGUGGGACUAGCACUGCUUGCCUUGCUCUUCAUCUCCCCCUGCAGUGUUGCUAAGAGUCUGUUUUUCUGGUCGGAUGUCCAGAGCAAUAACAGCAACAGCAACAGCUCCAUCGUCAUGUCUGAAAUCCCAGCAGACCCAAACCCACAGGACCUGCUGGGCCCUGAGGCCUGCGUGGCCUUCUUCCUGGUCCUUCUCCUGAUUUUGUUCCUCAACCGCGAAUUUGAGGUCAGUCACCGCCUACAUUAUCAUGGCAACGUGGAGGCUGAUCAACACCGCAUCAAGAUCCAGAACAUGAGGGACCAGGCCGACUGGCUGCUUCGCAAUAUAAUCCCCAUCCAUGUGGCCGAGCAGCUGAAGGUUACCCAGAGUUACUCCAAAAACCACGACAAUGUGGGUGUCAUAUUUGCCAGUAUAGUUAACUUCAGUGAGUUUUAUGAGGAGAGCUACGAGGGAGGCAAGGAGUGCUACCGUGUCCUCAACGAGCUAAUUGGAGACUUUGAUGAGCUGUUGCGGAAGCCUACCUUCUCCAAUAUGGAAAAGAUCAAGACCAUCGGAGCCACGUACAUGGCAGCAGCAGGACUCAAUGCGCAGCAAUGUGCAGAUGCGGCACAUCCUCAUGCCCACCUCCGCGCUCUUUUCGAAUUUGCCCUUGAAAUGAUGCGUGUGGUGGACGACUUCAACAAAAACAUGCUGGGCUUUGGCUUCAAGCUUCGCAUUGGAUUCAAUCACGGGCCUCUAACAGCGGGGGUGAUUGGCACCACUAAGCUCCUCUACGAUAUCUGGGGAGACACGGUCAACAUUGCCAGUCGCAUGGAUACAACAGGUGUGGAGUGUCGUGUCCAGGUCAGCGAGGAGAGCUAUUGUGUUCUCAGUGCUAUGGAUUAUGAGUUUGAUUAUCGUGGCACAGUUAACGUCAAAGGCAAAGGUCAGAUGAAGACCUUCCUUUACCCGAAGAGCAGUGACAGUGGCCCUGUGCCUCAGUACCAACUCUCAGUCUCACCGGAGAUCCGGGCACAGGUGGAUGGUAGCAUCGGACGCUCACCCACUGAUGAAAUCGCCAGCAUGGUGCCCACAACCAGUAUAACUGCAAGCAGUACACAUACUAUGGUACCCAGUACCAGCGCUGGAUCCUCUACUACCACAGGGCUUAGCUAUGGCAAAGAGGCGGACAGCCGUGAAAGGCGUCCCUCUACAGAAACCUCUCAUGCCAGGCUAUCUACGUCUCACCGAGAAGGACCUCCUUCUUCUGCGAGUAACAAACAGCUCCUCAUCUCGUCCCAGCAAAAUACACCCCAAACGUCCCAGAAAGACAUCAAGAAGGACAAAUGUGAUGAUGCUCAUGACAGUAAUGUUGGAGAGUUAACCAGACUUUAAGAAUUUGCUAUAAUGGCACUUUAUUGUAAAUCCUCUACCCUUUAAGCUCUUGUACCUGCCUCUUGUAGUGUAAAUCUUAUUGGCUGAUAUGAUCAGUGGAGUGUGCUGGAUGGACCUCAAAGUGAGUGUCAGGCAGGGACACACAGAGGAAAUGGGAAGAUGUAAUGGCUGACUCUGAACCUUCUCUUGCCUGCUACAGAUCGCAUAGUCUCCCAUUAACUUGAUUAUCUGUGCACCUUUAAUCUUAAUGAUUUCUUUCAAAUGUCGUUUAAGUGCCUUUAGAGUAGUAUAAUGUUUAGACUAAGCCUUUUUUGAGUAUGGGAAGAAUAAAAUAAAGGGAAAACUGUAAAUAAGCAAACCUUUUGGAACAACUGCUUAGCUUUUGUUAAAACCUUGUAAACUAUGCUUUGCUAUUUUGCCUUUUAUCAAAGAAGAGCUCACGAUACAUAUCGAAAGUGCUACAACAUGAAGAGAAUCACAAUGUGGGGAAUAAGACCUUACUCCUAGAGAAGUUUGAAUAAAAUCUACACUAGCAUGCAACAGAGCAUGUUCCCAUGUUCUUCAUGAGAACCAGAAAACUCUUCAUGAAAAGCACAACAGAAACUAAUCAGUACAGGCUAAAGGCAGACGAGGCUGAGCUGCGUGUCGUAUGAGUGUCUUUGCAUGCAUACAAUGUGUGCGUGUGUGUGUGUGUUUGUAUGUGUCUGUGUAGUAACAAGAUCAUGCAGGGUUUAAUGAGAAGAGGUGCCUCUGAGUUAAUCAACUAACUUGGUGAAACAUAGUCAAAAAAAAGAAAAGUAUUUGUUGCUGAUGUGGCAGCUUUUUCUCUUGCCUCGGUUAAGAUCUGUGUAUCGCUGCAAUACUGAGGCACGAUUGGUCUCAGCUACACUACACUUAAUCAGCAUGCUUGCAAAAACAGCAGCAUUGUAGAUGAGGUAAACUGUUACUCGUGUCUGUGCCCUCCCCCAUGAACCAGGCUCUUCUGGGUAUCCAAGCUGUGUUAAGUGUUGAUGAGUAUUUCAAUGGAUCCUACGAGGCACUGCUGUACCUGUAGAGGGUCGUGACUGUAGAUCAAUUAGAGAAGACAACUCUCUAGGUGUUGCUAUGGAUUACACUGUGUGGUAGUUGAUAGGUGUUUUGAGACACGGAUAAUCAAAGUGGAAUGUCACAAAAUCAAAACUAAAUGUGUUUUCUUGUAUUUAUUGUUACACAAAACUUGAACUUAACAUGUGAAGCUCCAGUCUUUAAUUUCUAUGAUUUUUGAAAGAUAUUACUAGCUGGAAACCGCUGGAUGCAUUAGCUGCUUCAUACAUUCAAUGGCAUGAAACUUAAUGUAAUAGCAGCACUUUAAAUGCUAAGGCAGUGCAACAGAUGUAUUUUGUAUAAUUGGUGUUUUUACUUUUUCUUUUCGACCUCCAUUGAUUUCAUGCGAUUAUGUCAGAUGACUAAGGACAUCUAACUGAUUAAACUGUACAUCUCUGUUGCUGUUACAUGUUUUUCUCUUGUUUUUUAAGCAAAAGGGAUUGUGUGCUCAGAGGCAAAAGGUUUUACCAUGAAAUCCGCUUCACUGUCUUAUUUCUGAUGUUUCAAUAUCCGCAACAACACCUUAACCAAUCAGUACUUUUAAGUACAACAUUUGCAGAAAAACAAGGAACACUUUUGCCUUCUUUUAUCAUCAAACAAGUUAUUUCAACAAAUGCCUAAUAAAUGAAUAAUUAGUUUUUUGUUUGUGCCUUUUUAACUUUGUACUUGAUUUUUCUUAUCUUUUUUCACUGUCUGCUCUUAGUUGCUUAAGUUUCUUAAGACACUGAAUACUUCUCUAAAGCUUAUGGUGUACAUAAGCAGGAGAAUGUCAACUUUUGCGCUUAAAUCCCCUUUAAUUUUGAUGAGGUUUUCUAUGGUUAUAAAACGUUUAGCAGUGCCUUUUCUUAAUACAUACAAUAUUAAAUGUAAACAUUCAACAUUAAUUGUACUUAUUGCAUUUUUUUUUAAUUCCUUUUUGUUUCCUUCCAUCGUGUUCUGUAUCUACUGCUUGGAUUGAGUUUGGUUGAUGCAAUAAUAAGGAGUUUGAAAGGGAAAUGCACCUACUUCACGCUUAUGAGCACACAACCCUUUUACCAAAAUGUGUUUUUGUUAUACUACAAUAAAGGGACGCUUAGAAUAAUUGUUAUUUUUCAUGGUGAAGUGCUUAAUAGAGGACAUGAUACUUGAGUGUCAGGUGAAGUUUAUACGCUUCCUUUUCUUUUUGUUACUCCUUGGUCAUUUUGAUUAAAAGAUUUUGGAUUAGUACAAGAACAAUAAGACAGGGGUGUCAACUCAUAGUUUUGAAUGCCACUUGAUCAUUGCUACAAACAUGAUCUUAAAUGUUGGUUUGAUUUAUGGAGAAGUGAGUGACAUUCUGACCCAGCAGAAUGUCACACCGUAAGAACUUUGAUGCCAAAGAGGGUUGUUGCCAUCACUUGAGGAGGUUCUUUGUAUAUCUUAUCUUCUUAAUUUGCAGGUUUUGUCGUGCACGUUCAAGAACGGUCAUUUAUAUAUUCACCGCUAACACACAUUUGCACAAGGUGCUCACUUUUUAUGUACAGUAUGCCUUUAUAUUGUAUAGUAUCUGAGCAUUUUCUAUUAUUUAUAUAAGCGCAUGUACAAGAGUAUUAAAUAAUCUUAAAGAACUGGGUAAUUUUACCAAUGUUGGAAUAAUACUUGUGUGUUCUGUUUGCCUGCAUGUGUGUAAAAACUGUGUGGUUGUGUGUUUUUAGAAGAGAUGCUCUAAUCUCAUCAUUUCAAAAAGUAUGACAUGCUAGGACAAAAAGGCUUCAAUCAUACAGACGUCCUUUUUUCCUUUUCUUAACAUUUUAACUGGCCAAAUAAAAUGAGCGAGACACUACUAGAAGUCUGCAGGUAGGAAGUAUUUCAGUAGGCUGCUACAGCCAACUUUUAAUGCAUUUUUGCUUACUAUAGAAAUGUUUUUGUAUAUAGCACGCUAAUAGGUAUGCAAGUGAAGGUUAAAAUUGAAUAAAAUAAGUUGCUGGGAAAUGUUGUCCGGUUGAGUUUAUAGCUUGUAUACGACAUUAGGUUCUGUACUUGUACUUUACUUGAUUAUUUCUGUUUUAUGCUGUUUUACACUGUAUGUAUUUUACACUAUACUACUCCAUUGCCGUACAGUGUUGCUUUUGUAGAUUAAGAUUGUACAAACAAAACAUUAGACGCGUUCAUAAAAUAUGAAACAUUGUUAUCGAUCAAAUUACCCAACAUCAUAUAAAGGAGUUUAAAUUAGUCCCACUUCAAACCAGCUGCAAGAUUAAAUGAUGUUUAUGUGUUUUUAAAUCAGUAGUGAUAAUGCAAUAAUACAUGCAAAAUAGCAGGAACAGUUAUGCUGCAUAAUAAUUACUUUUACGUUCAAUAAUUUAUAUCUGCCUACGUUUUGCUCAUAUAAGUUAUGUACUAUCACUUAAGUAAGAUUUUAAAUUCAGAACAUUAACUUCGUAUUUUACUUAUUGUUACUUUUACUCUAGUUACAUUUUCUACCACUGGUAUUUACUGGUAGCCAAACAGGGUAUCGAGAAUUACUUAGCGCCUUUGUUUGAGCACAUUUACUAUAAUUUGACAGCUCAGGAAUGAUUUGAGUAUGUAUGUUUUGAUGGGACACUAUAAUAUGAAGUUCAGGGAGAGGUAUUCAAAUUAUUUACUUAAGUAAAAGCGCAGUAUAAAAAGUCCUGCAUUCAAAAUCAUAAUUGAACAAAAGUACAAUAGUAUCAUUAGCAAAAUGUAAAGUGUGAAAGGUAAAAGUGCCCAUAAUGCGGAAUAGCCACUUGGUAGAAUCUUACAUUAUUAUAUAUUUUAGCUUUAUUGUUAUUGAUGCAUUAACUUGUAAGCAGCAUUUUAAUGGUGUAUAUUUGUACAAUGUGUAAUGAAUAAAAUAAAUAUGUAGGAACUA
Messenger RNA from Cottoperca gobio, 9994 nucleotides. RefSeq names its product adenylate cyclase 9 (gene adcy9b). Lineage: Eukaryota; Metazoa; Chordata; Actinopteri; Perciformes; Bovichtidae. Gene Ontology annotation, biological process: intracellular signal transduction; cyclic nucleotide biosynthetic process; adenylate cyclase-activating G protein-coupled receptor signaling pathway. The record is from RefSeq and is a predicted model, not a curated record. Bases 1762 to 6060 code for a protein of 1432 amino acids. Gene Ontology annotation, molecular function: adenylate cyclase activity. The transcript has 10 exons. Gene Ontology annotation, cellular component: plasma membrane.